AAAUGAAGAAGAAGCACUGAAGCAAUAUCUAAUCCAGCUGAGACAUGAGACUGGAGCAAGACUGGUAGAGAGAGUUUGGUCUCCAGGUCUUACACAGGAUGGUAAACCAAGCAAAUGGUGGAUUUCUUUUGCGAAGAGAAAGUUCCUAAACGUUUCACUUUCGCAGACUUUUUAAUAGUAACUUAUUUAUAAGCAUUUGUAGAAUUUUUCAAAAAAUAUUUUUUUUCUUCUUGAAGAAAACGAUUAAUUCCAGGAGUAGAUUAAUCUAUUGUUCCUGUCACUGACCAAAUAUAUUUUGCAGAGACAACAAAUUCUGUAAAUAAAGUGAACAGAAUAAAUAAAAUGCACAAAAUGUAAAUAAAGUUUUCUAUCUCA
Molecule: messenger RNA, 375 nt
Organism: Eurytemora carolleeae
Lineage: Eukaryota; Metazoa; Arthropoda; Copepoda; Calanoida; Temoridae
Product: actin-related protein 2/3 complex subunit 3
Biological process (GO): regulation of actin filament polymerization; Arp2/3 complex-mediated actin nucleation
Cellular component (GO): cytoskeleton; Arp2/3 protein complex
Molecular function (GO): actin filament binding
Source: RefSeq, a predicted model, not a curated record